Elephantulus edwardii (Cape elephant shrew) is the source of this 1452-nucleotide messenger RNA. RefSeq names its product phenylalanine hydroxylase (gene PAH). Gene Ontology annotation, biological process: L-tyrosine biosynthetic process; L-phenylalanine catabolic process. Bases 94 to 1452 code for a protein of 452 amino acids. Lineage: Eukaryota; Metazoa; Chordata; Mammalia; Macroscelidea; Macroscelididae. The transcript is spliced from 13 exons. Gene Ontology annotation, molecular function: phenylalanine 4-monooxygenase activity; iron ion binding. The record is from RefSeq and is a predicted model, not a curated record.
GCCAGGUUAAAAACCUCAGCACCAUGUACUCUUUGCAAACCUGCCUGUUGACCAAAGCCCUAGAGCUAGAAACUUCUCUCACAGAUAGCCAGCAUGUCAGCUGUGGUCCUAGAGAACCGGAGCUUGGGCAGAAAAUUCUCUGACUUUGGACAGGAAACAAGCUACAUUGAAGACAAUUCUAAUCAAGAUGGUGCCAUUUCACUAAUCUUCUCACUCAAAGAAGAAGUUGGUGCACUGGCUAAAGUCCUGCGCUUAUUUGAGGAGAAUGAUAUAAAUCUGACCCACAUUGAAUCCAGACCUUCACGUUUGAAAAAAGAUGAGUAUGAAUUUUUCACUUACCUGGACAAGCGCAGCAUACCUGCCCUGGCGAACAUCAUCAAGAUCUUGAGGCAUGACAUUGGCGCUACUGUUCAUGAGCUUUCCCGAGAUAAAGAGAAAGACACAGUGCCCUGGUUCCCAAGAAGCAUUCAAGAGCUCGACAGAUUUGCCAAUCAGAUUCUCAGCUAUGGGGCGGAACUGGAUGCAGACCACCCGGGUUUUAAAGAUCCUGUGUACAGAGCAAGAAGGAAGCAGUUGGCUGACAUUGCGUAUACCUACCGACAUGGACAGCCCAUCCCUCGAGUGGAAUACACAGAAGAAGAAAAGAAAACCUGGGGAACGGUGUUCAGGACCCUGAAGUCCUUGUACAAAACCCACGCUUGCUACGAACACAAUCACAUUUUCCCACUACUGGAAAAGUACUGCGGCUUCCGGGAAGAUAACAUUCCGCAACUAGAAGAUGUCUCUCAAUUUCUACAGACUUGCACUGGUUUCCGGCUCCGGCCUGUAGCUGGCCUGCUUUCCUCUAGAGAUUUCUUGGGUGGACUGGCCUUCCGAGUCUUCCACUGCACACAGUACAUCAGGCACAGCUCCAAACCCAUGUACACGCCUGAACCUGACAUCUGCCAUGAACUGCUGGGACAUGUACCUUUGUUUUCAGACCGUAACUUUGCCCAGUUUUCCCAGGAAAUUGGCCUUGCCUCUCUGGGUGCGCCUGACGAAUACAUUGAGAAGCUUGCCACGAUUUAUUGGUUCACUGUGGAGUUUGGGCUCUGCAAGGAAGGAGACUCCAUAAAGGCAUACGGUGCUGGGCUCCUAUCAUCUUUUGGUGAAUUACAGUACUGUUUAUCAGAUAAGCCGAAGCUCUUCCCCCUGGAACUGGAGAAGACAGCUACCCAGGAGUACAGUAUCACAGAUUUCCAGCCUGUGUAUUAUGUGGCUGAAAGCUUCAGUGAUGCCAAGGAAAAAGUGAGGAACUUUGCUGCCACGAUCCCUCGUCCCUUCUCGGUGCGUUAUGAUCCUUACACUCAAAGGAUUGAGGUCUUGGAUAAUGCCCAACAGCUUAAGAUUUUGGCAGACUCCAUCAAUGGUGAAGUUGGAAUACUUUGCAGUGCCCUGCAGAAAAUCAAGUGA